AGAUGAGGUUUGCGUCUGGCUCGGCAUGCGCUGCAGCAGCUCUGCCGCGCCCCGGGUCCCCACCGUCCACGCCCCCCGACCCUAAAGGCCGACUGGCCACGGGCCCGCCAUGGCCACGCUACCCAGCUCAGAGCGCCGCGCGUUCGUGCUCAAGAUCAACAGGUAUUCUUCAGCGGACAUAAGGAAACAGUUUACUCUCCCACCAAACCUUGGCCAGUACCAUCGACAAAGCAUAAGUACCUCUGGCUUCCCCUCUCUUCAACUACCUCAGUUUUAUGAACCAGUGGAGCCGGUGGACUUUGAAGGACUUCUGAUGACACACCUCAACAGUCUGGAUGUGGAGCUUGCCCAGGAGCUGGGAGACUUCACGGAAGACAACUUGGAGGUGGUAUUCACGCCAAAAGAAUGUCGGACUUCGCAGCCAUCUCUGCCAGAGGAAGGAGUUGAACUGGACCCUCAUGUCAGGGACUGUGUUCAGGCCUAUACUCGUGACUGGCUGAUUGUGAACCAGAAACACCAAGGAAGUUCAGAGAUUUGCGGUUUUAAAAAGACUGGAUGCCGAAAAGAUUUUCACAAGACGCUUCAGAAACAGACGUUUGAGUCGGAAACCUUGGAGUGCAGUGAACCCAGAGCUCAGGCAGGCCCCCACCACUUAAGCGUGCUGUGUGAUGUGUCUGGAAAAGGCCCCCUCACUGCUUGUGACUUCGAUCUCCGCAGCCUGCAGCCUGACCAGCGGCUGGAAAACCUCCUGCAAAGUGUGAGUGCUGAGGACUUUGAGAAGAAGAACGAGGAGGCCCGGAGGACCAACCGGCAGGCUGAGCUCUUUGCCCUUUACCCAGCUGUGGAUGAGGAGGAUGCUGUGGAAAUACGUCCAGUGCCAGAAUGUCCUAAGGAACAUCUGGGCAACAGGCUAUUGGUCAAGUUGCUGACCCUGAAGUUUGAGAUUGAAAUUGAGCCUCUGUUUGCCAGCAUUGCCCUCUACGAUGUUAAAGAAAGGAAAAAGAUCUCAGAAAAUUUUCACUGUGACCUGAACUCUGACCAGUUCAAAGGAUUUCUGCGGUUCCACACCCCCUCUGUUGCCCCUUCAAGUCAGGCAAGGUCUGCGGUAUUCUCAGUCACCUAUCCAUCCUCAGACAUCUACUUAGUAGUCAAGAUUGAAAAAGUUCUUCAGCAGGGAGAGAUUGGGGACUGUGCAGAACCCUACAUGGUUAUCAAAGAAAGUGACGGUGGAAAGAGUAAAGAAAAGAUUGAAAAACUAAAACAUCAAGCUGAAAUCUUCUGCCAACGUUUGGGGAAAUACCGGAUGCCCUUUGCUUGGGCCCCCAUAAGCAUAGCGAACUUCUUCAAUAUGUCCACCCUGGACAGGGAGGUAACCGAUGCGGAGUCCAUGGUUGGAAGAGGCUCUGUGGGUGAGCGGAGAACCUUGUCCCAAUCUAGAAGGCUUUCUGAAAGAGCCCUCUCCUUGGAGGAAAAUGGGGCUGGAUCCAACUUCAAGACCACCACCAUGACCAUUAACAGCUUUUACAAGCAGGAGGGUGAUCGCCUAAGUGAUGAAGACUUAUUCAAGUUUUUAGCUGACUACAAGAGAUCUUCAUCCUUACAGAGAAGAGUCAAGUCAAUUCCAGGUUUGCUCAGGCUGGAGAUUUCUCUAGCUCCAGAAGUAAUCAAUUGUUGUCUGACUCCUGAACUACUGCCCGUGAAACCCUCCCCUGAAAACCGAACACGUCCACACAAAGAGAUUUUGGAAUUUCCAAUUCGGGAGGUAUACGUCCCUCACACUGUGUACAGAAACCUUCUCUAUGUCUACCCACAGAGGCUGAACUUUGCUAACAAACUAGCGUCUGCUCGGAACAUUACAAUAAAGAUCCAGUUUAUGUGUGGAGAGGAUCCUAGCAACGCUAUGCCGGUUAUCUUUGGAAAGUCCAGUGGGCCCGAAUUUCUGCAGGAAGUGUACACAGCCGUCACAUACCAUAAUAAGUCUCCUGACUUCUAUGAAGAAGUGAAAAUUAAGCUCCCAGCCAAGCUCACAGUAAAUCACCACCUCCUGUUCACCUUCUAUCAUAUUAGUUGUCAGCAGAAGCAAGGAGCCUCCGUAGAAACUCUCCUGGGAUACUCAUGGCUGCCAAUUCUCUUAAAUGAACGUCUUCAAACAGGAUCCUACUGUCUCCCAGUUGCCCUGGAAAGGCUGCCACCCAACUACUCCAUGCAUUCUGCAGAGAAAGUCCCUAUACAGAAUCCUCCCAUUAAGUGGGCUGAAGGACAUAAGGGAGUAUUUAAUAUUGAAGUGCAAGCUGUUUCUUCUGUUCACACCCAGGACAACCACCUGGAGAAGUUCUUCACUCUCUGCCACUCCUUGGAGAGCCAGGUGACCUUCCCCAUCCGCGUGCUGGACCAGAAGAUCACUGAGACAGCGCUGGAACAUGAGCUGAAGCUCAGCCUCAUCUGCCUCAACUCCUCCCGCCUGGAGCCCCUCGUGCUCUUCCUGCACCUGGUGCUGGACAAGCUCUUCCAGCUGUCCGUGCAGCCCAUGGUCAUUGCCGGCCAGACGGCCAACUUCUCCCAGUUUGCCUUCGAGUCCGUGGUGGCCAUUGCCAACAGCCUGCACAAUAGCAAGGACCUGAGCAAAGACCAGCACGGGAGGAACUGCCUGCUGGCCUCCUACGUGCACUACGUCUUCCGCCUGCCGGAGCUGCAGAGGGACUUGCCCAAGUCCGGCGGCCCCACUGCGCUCCCUGACCCUCGCUACCACACAUAUGGACGCACGUCUGCUGCUGCUGUGAGUUCGAAGCUGCUGCAGGCCCGGGUGAUGAGCAGCAGUAAUCCAGACCUUGCGGGGACACACUCUCCAGCAGACGAGGAAGUUAAGAACAUUAUGUCUUCAAAGGUGGCUGAUCGCAGCUGCAACCGGAUGUCUUACUAUGGCUCUGGCAAUAAUGAUGUUCCGAGUGCAAGCGGGACCCCAAGGGCAGCCAGCAAAAAGCAUUUCCAUGAGGAGCUUGCCCUGCAGAUGGUGGUCAGCACUGGAAUGGUGAGAGAAACAGUCUUCAAGUACGCCUGGUUCUUCUUCGAGCUUCUGGUGAAAAGCAUGGCCCAGUAUGUACACAACACGGACAAACAGGACAAUUUUCGGAGGACUCGUUUUUCCGACCGUUUCAAAGAUGACAUAACUACCAUUGUUAAUGUGGUCACCUCGGAGAUUGCGGCUCUUGUAGUAAAGCCUCAGAAGGAAAACGAUCAGGCAGAAAAGAUGAACAUCAGCCUGGCUUUCUUUUUGUAUGACCUUCUCUCACUCAUGGAUCGUGGCUUUGUGUUUAACCUCAUCAAACAUUACUGCAACCAGCUGUCAGCCAAGCUAAACAGCCUUCCAGUACUCAUCUCCAUGAGGCUGGAGUUCCUGAGAAUCCUCUGCAGCCAUGAGCAUUACCUCAACCUGAACCUCUUCUUUAUGAACGCUGACACUGCGCCAGCAUCUCCCUGCCCCUCCAUAUCCUCCCAGAACUCGAGCUCCUGCUCCAGUUUCCAAGACCAGAAGAUUGCCAGCAUGUUCGAUCUGACAUCUGAGUACCGCCAGCAGCACUUCCUCACUGGGCUUCUCUUCACUGAACUGGCUGCUUCCCUGGAUGCUGAAAUGGAAGGGAUCGGCAAAGUGCAAAGAAAAGCUGUCAGUGCCAUUCACAGCCUGCUAAGUUCUCACGACCUGGACCCACGUUGUGUCAAACCGGAUGUGAAGGUCAAAAUUGCUGCUCUUUACCUGCCUUUGGUCGGCAUCAUUUUGGAAGCCUUGCCACAGCUCUAUGACUUUACAGCUGCAGAUGCCCGUGGUGGGAAAAAUCGCCCCAAUAGUUCGAAUGAAGAAGAAGAAGGGAUCAGUGCAAUUAACCAGAAUGUGGCACUGGCCAUCGCUGGGAAUCAUUUUAAUUUGAAGACAAAUGGAGCAAUGCUGUCUUCCUUGCCCUACAAGCAUUGCAACAUGCUAAAUGCCGACACGACCCGAAACCUCAUGAUUUGCUUCCUCUGGAUCAUGAAAAAUGCAGACCAGAGCCUCAUUAGGAAGUGGAUCGCUGACCUGCCCUCGAUGCAGCUCAACAGGAUUUUAGAUCUCCUUUUCAUCUGUGUCUCGUGCUUUGAGUACAAGGGAAAGCCAAGUUCUGACAAAGUCAGCACCCAAGUCCUGCAGAAGUCGAGGGAUGUCAAGGCCAGGCUGGAAGAGGCUUUGCUCCGUGGCGAAGGGGCCAGAGGGGAGAUGAUGAGGCGCCGGGUCCCAGGGAAUGACCGAUUCUCAUGCCUAAGUGAAAACUUGAGAUGGAAGAAGGAGCAGACACAUUGGCGGCAAGCUAAUGAGAAGCUAGAUAAGACAAAGGCGGAGUUAGAUCAAGAAGCCUUGAUCAGUGGCAAUCUAGCUACAGAAGCAAAUUUAAUCAUACUGGACAUGCAGGAAAACAUUAUCCAGGCAACCUCAGCUUUGGACUGUAAAGACAGCCUGCUUGGAGGUGUUCUCAGGGUCCUGGUGAAUUCUCUGAGCUGUGAUCAGAGCACCACCUACCUGACUCACUGCUUUGCAACACUCCGUGCUCUCAUUGCCAAGUUCGGCGACUUGCUGUUUGAGGAGGAGGUGGAGCAGUGUGCGGACCUGUGUCAGCGUGUGCUGCACCACUGCAGCAGCAGCAUGGACGUCACCCGGAGCCAAGCCUGUGCCACCCUCUACCUCCUCAUGAGAUUCAGCUUUGGAGCCACCAGUAACUUUGCAAGAGUGAAGAUGCAAGUAACCAUGUCUCUGGCAUCUCUGGUGGGGAAAGCACCAGACUUUAAUGAGGAGCACCUGAGAAAAUCCUUGAGGACGAUUUUGGCCUAUGCAGAAGAGGACAAGGCCAUGCAGAGGACACUUUUCCCCAGCCAGGUAGAAGAGCUGCUCUGCAAUCUGAAUAGCAUCUUAUAUGACACGGUGAAAAUGAGGGAGUUUCAGGAAGACCCUGAGAUGCUUAUGGACCUCAUGUACAGAAUUGCCAAGAGUUACCAGACAUCUCCGGAUCUGAGGCUGACCUGGCUCCAGAACAUGGCAGAGAAACACACCAAGAAGAAGUGCUACACGGAGGCUGCCAUGUGCCUGGUGCACGCAGCUGCCUUAGUGGCUGAAUACCUGAGCAUGCUGGAGGAUCAUAGCUACCUGCCCGUGGGCAGUGUCAGCUUCCAGAAUAUUUCUUCCAAUGUGCUGGAGGAAUCUGCCGUCUCUGAAGACACCCUGUCGCCUGACGAGGAUGGCGUGUGCUCCGGCAGGUACUUCACCGAGAGCGGCCUGGUGGGCCUCCUGGAGCAGGCAGCUGAGCUGUUCAGCACGGGUGGAUUGUAUGAGACAGUUAAUGAGGUCUACAAGCUGGUCAUCCCCAUCCUAGAAGCACAUCGAGACUUUCGGAAGCUGACCUCCACUCACGACAAGCUGCAGAAGGCCUUUGACAGCAUCAUUAGCAAGGGUCAUAAGAGAAUGUUUGGAACCUACUUCCGAGUUGGUUUCUAUGGAUCCAAAUUUGGGGAUUUGGAUGAACAAGAAUUUGUUUACAAAGAGCCUGCAAUUACCAAGCUACCUGAGAUCUCUCAUAGACUAGAGGGAUUUUAUAGUCAAUGUUUUGGUGCAGAAUUUGUGGAAGUAAUAAAAGACUCUGCUCCUGUGGACAAAACCAAGUUGGAUCCUAACAAGGCUUACAUACAGAUCACUUUUGUGGAGCCUUACUUUGAUGAGUAUGAGAUGAAAGACAGGGUAACCUACUUUGAGAAGAAUUUCAAUCUGCGGAGGUUCAUGUACACCACCCCCUUUACCCUGGAGGGGCGGCCUCGUGGAGAGCUGCAUGAGCAGUACCGGCGGAACACCGUCCUGACCACCAUGCACGCCUUUCCCUACAUCAAGACCCGCAUCUCCGUCAUCCAGAAGGAGGAGUUUGUUUUGACACCAAUCGAAGUUGCCAUUGAAGAUAUGAAGAAGAAGACCCUGCAGUUAGCGGUUGCCAUUCACCAAGAGCCCCCUGAUGCCAAGAUGCUUCAGAUGGUGCUGCAGGGCUCUGUCGGAGCGACUGUGAAUCAGGGACCACUGGAAGUUGCCCAAGUGUUUUUGGCCGAAAUUCCAGCUGAUCCAAAAUUCUAUCGACAUCACAACAAGUUGAGAUUAUGCUUUAAGGAAUUCAUAAUGCGGUGCGGUGAGGCCGUAGAGAAAAACAGGCGCCUCAUCACGGCAGACCAGAGGGAGUAUCAACAGGAACUCAAAAAGAACUACGAGAAGCUGAAAGAGAACCUCAGGCCCAUGAUCAAGCGGAAAAUUCCAGAACUCUACAAACCAAUAUUCAGAGUUGAGAGUCAAAAGAGAGACUCCUUCCACCGAUCUAGUCUGAGGAAAUGUGAAACCCAGCUGUCACAGGGCAGCUAAGAAGAGCUGCCUUCACCCAAGAGACUGAGGUUCUGUGACCCCAGAGAAGGUCUCGCCGGUACUUAAAACAUAGGACAUUUGCUAUGCAGGACAGACGACAUGCUCCCUGACCAGAGAGCGCUCUGGAAACUUUGGGAUCCAAAUGAGCACAAUGGGAUCUGAUCAUAUUUUGUCCCUUUGAGGAGCAUAGGGUAACAGAGGGUGGUUCAUCAGGGUACCUGUGUAUUUAUUAAAGCAUGGUUUUUCACAAUGUUGUAUAAAAGUGAGGCAUAAACAGCAUCUCCUGCUGGGUGGUCAGUAACUGUCCACCUGAAAGGUGACUUCCUUUGGCCCGUGUUAGGCUUUGCAGGAUCAACCCAGAUUGCCCAGGGAAAAUGAGAAGCGCGUCCGCCAGCCUACUCAGAGCAAACGCCACUCAUCCCCUCUCUGUGGGAAAGGAGGGAGGGGUGCAAGAGCGCAAAGCGUGUUCAUUGACUCUUGGCCUGGGGGUGGGGAUGUCUUAGAAAUCUAAAAAUCACAAUGUUUGGAAAUCUGGUCAUAGAUUAAUUACUUGUGACUUUGUUUUCCUUUCAGUAACAGUGGACUAAUUGUUGUAUAGUUAUUUUUGCUUUAUUGUUACUGUUAAGUUAAUUUAACAUGUGUUUAUAGAGGAAUAUACUCGAAGCACUGAUUGAGGAGAUACAUGGUACUCAGCGGUCAGCCAAAAGUUGUGGAUGCCGCUUUCACUUAAAUUGAAACAAUUUUCCUAUAAUGCUUUGCAUUUUUUCUUAUGCUCAAGCUUGCUCACUCUUUUUCUCCUCCUCUCUGGGACCAAGUUUAUUUUUAUAAAAGGAUUAUAUCUCUUCUUUCAUAAAAGAAUCUGUGCUGUCCAUCCGCAUGUAUAUAUCACAGAAUCCAGUCAGCUUUGACUUAUUUUGACAGUGUAUUUUAGGAGAAAGAUGAACUAAAUCGUUACUUGAGUUUAAAUUAUAUAUUUGUAAUAUGACUGAUUAUCCUGACUGGUACUAAAAAUGUAAUAAGAAUUUUAAAGAAAGUGUUUCCCAUUGCAACUUGUGUUUUUUAUAUUGACAAGUCUUAAAGUUUUAGAAGGCGCUUCAGAGAAAAGACGCGUGCACGGCCAUGGCCUCUGUCCAGCGGUGCUAC
Molecule: messenger RNA, 7555 nt
Organism: Pteronotus mesoamericanus
Lineage: Eukaryota; Metazoa; Chordata; Mammalia; Chiroptera; Mormoopidae
Gene: DOCK8
Product: dedicator of cytokinesis 8
Exons: 48
Coding region: 110-6412 (2100 amino acids)
Biological process (GO): small GTPase-mediated signal transduction; positive regulation of T cell migration; positive regulation of establishment of T cell polarity
Cellular component (GO): cell leading edge
Molecular function (GO): guanyl-nucleotide exchange factor activity
Source: RefSeq, a predicted model, not a curated record